AUGGCGCUUGGUCGCGGUGCUCGGACACGGCGUGUGGACACGGUGCUCAGCCAGGCCCAGCUCUUCCUGCGCCGUGGAACCUGGCGAAGCUUCACCUCGCAGACGGAGGGGGAGGCCCGAGUGACCCGGGUCCUGCGGGAGAAGUUUCCCCGGGCUUCUGCCAUCAAAGUCGUGGAUAUAUCAGGCGGCUGCGGCGCCAUGUAUGAAAUUCACAUCGAGUCGGAGGACUUCAAGGAGAAGCGGACAGUGCAGCAGCACCAGAUGGUUAACCAGGCACUGAGUGAGGAGAUCAAGAGCAUGCAUGGACUGCGCAUCUUCACCUCCACCCCCAAACCAUGAUGAUGCUGCUGCCCAGUCAAUAAAGAUGCUCUCACUGGGAGGGGCUCUGUGCUGAUGAUGAGCUGGCAGCUGCUUCCCACCUGCCAAGAAAAAUUUCCCCAAGUGCUGCAUUUUCAAUUAAGGCACCUGUGCAGGGCUGGGGGGCUGCCAGGGGAGGGGGGAGGAAGAGACUCUUCCUCUCAAAGGACAGCAGGAAGGAGAAACUUUAUUAUUGCCUUGCCACACAGUAGGGUCCCUUCCUCAGCCCCCCACAACCAUGCUGGGAACACCAGGGAGCUGCUCUUUAGGGCCAGGCACUUCUUUUCCUCCCCCCACAACAUUGCUGCUGCCAAAGGGGAGCUUAAGGCUCAAGUGCACCUCUUAUCAAAAAAAAAAGCACUUCAAAAAUAAGCUGAGUCACUCUGGGCUUAGCCUUGAUCAGGCUGCUCAUAGGCCAAGCACUGAGUCCAUGGGGUCCAGAGGAAAACUUUGGGAGUAGAAUGCAGCUCUGCAGCAUAUGAACUUUACCCCAUGCCUGGGGGAAACAAAACCUGAGUCCAAGGCAAGUCCCAUCCUCAGC
This is a messenger RNA of Haliaeetus leucocephalus (bald eagle), 898 nucleotides long. It is a transcript of the gene BOLA3, whose product is annotated as bolA family member 3. The coding region runs from base 1 to 339 and encodes 112 amino acids. The transcript is spliced from 4 exons. The record is from RefSeq and is a predicted model, not a curated record. Lineage: Eukaryota; Metazoa; Chordata; Aves; Accipitriformes; Accipitridae.